AAACAAUAAUUACGCAAUUGUAGCCUAUCGCAGUAUCGCUUUUGCAAUCCAACGUCGCUUCCCUAGUCUCUGGAAUUGCUGCCUUCCAAACUGUUGACUGAGGAGCUGGGCAGUGUUGUUCCUUUGAUGGGUCCUUUAACUCUAGCAGUCGACACCACAAGCUCUUCAGUAGCCUCUCCAGAUGGAUCUAGUAGGAAGAUGCAAAAAACACAGCUGGAAGCAAGAAAAAACUUUGCAUCAGUCAAUAUGAGAGAGGAAAAACCUUUUGAUUUCUUCCGGAUCUUAUUUGAGGGAUUCAUAGCAGGAGGCACAGCUGGAGUUGUGGUUGAAACAGCUUUAUAUCCAAUUGAUACGAUAAAGACAAGACUGCAGGCAGCUCAUGGUGGAGGCAAAAUAGUUUUGAAGGGCCUUUAUUCUGGAUUGGCUGGGAAUCUUGCUGGUGUUCUACCGUGAGUACAUUUAAAUUGCAUCAGUUGCACAUUUUGUCUCAGAAUCAUAUUACUAUAGGAGUCUAGGAGGCUUCUCUUCAUGUGUUGCCUCUAAUGAUUCUGGGUAAUUGAGAAUUAGUACAGUUUGCAUUCUUUAUUUGAAAUCAUUUUUUACCUUUCUUUAGUUAUUUCUCUAAUGUUACGUUGUCCAAGUCUAAUCAGGUUCUCUUUUCAACGGGAUUCUGGUUCUAUGCCUUAUACCUUUUAGGUGUUUGUAGUUUCUUAAUGGUUGUAAGCUCCUUCAUUUUUUCUUGUGUUCUUUUUGUGAUUAUGCUUAAAAUGUCUUAUUGAUAUACAUUCUUUUUCUUGGGGAUUCCAAUUCAUUGGCAACAUUUUUUUCAAUCCACAGGGCCUCUGCCUUAUUUGUUGGUGUCUAUGAACCUACAAAACAAAAACUAUUGAAGAUGUUUCCCGAGAACCUUAGUGCUUUCGCUCACUUGACUGCAGGUGCCAUAGGAGGAGUUGCUGCUUCACUAAUUCGUGUUCCAACAGAGGUUGUGAAACAAAGGAUGCAGACUGGCCAGUUCUCCUCCCCUUCUGAUGCUGUGCGCCUUAUUGCAUCAAAGGAGGGAUUUAAGGGUCUUUAUGCAGGUUAUGGAUCCUUUCUACUGCGAGAUUUGCCAUUUGAUGCCAUUCAAUUUUGCAUCUACGAGCAACUCCGGAUUGGUUACAAGGCAGCAGCACGGAGAGAUCUGAAUGAUCCUGAGAAUGCUGUAAUUGGUGCUUUUGCUGGUGCAUUGACUGGAGCUAUAACUACUCCCCUUGAUGUUGUUAAGACAAGAUUAAUGGUUCAGGGAUCGGCUAACCAGUACAAGGGGAUCUUUGACUGUGUUCAAACAAUUGUUAGGGAGGAAGGACCUUCAGCUCUUUUGAAGGGCAUUGGGCCAAGGGUAAUGUGGAUAGGCAUUGGCGGUUCAAUCUUUUUUGGCGUUCUGGAAAGCACAAAGCGGUUACUUGCUGAGAGACGCCCUAAGCCCCUAAAUGGAAAACAUGAUUAGAACAAACUGGGCAUCAUUAGGCUUUUCUUUUUUUUUCUUUUUUUUCCUUGUUUCAUCUAUCUGAAUAAUUUUUCCAUAUGUUUCUACAAUUCCUUUUACAAUCUGUGAAAACUGCAAAGUAAAAUUCGGCAGCUGCUGUCAAUUGAUAUCUUUUUAAAUGGUUCUGUAUCAAAUAUCAAUCCCUCUAGUUCUGAUGAAUGAGGCUUAUAUGAAACUUACUAAAUUGAAUCAUACUUC
Molecule: messenger RNA, 1723 nt
Organism: Rubroshorea leprosula
Lineage: Eukaryota; Viridiplantae; Streptophyta; Magnoliopsida; Malvales; Dipterocarpaceae
Source: the annotation of a GenBank genome assembly